AUGACGAGAAAUAUUUCUCUACUACAAAAUAAUAUUGGUAUUAACCAAGGCAAUAAUGAUGCAACUCAGAUAAAUAAUAAUCACCAUACAAAUAUUGGAGAGUAUGUACAAGAAAAAGAAAACUAUCCAAGUAUUUCUUUUAUAAUACUUAUCUCUUUGAUAUUUGGAAUACUUAGUUUAAAUCAUGGAUUGUAUUAUGGGGUCUUAUUAAUCACAGUAGCUAUUUCUCCUGGGGUAUUAAUUAUAUAUCAAUUUAAAAAACAAAUAAUACAAGGAGAAAUUAGCAUCAAAACAAUUACAGAUUUAUUCACUUUUGGUGCAAUCAUUUCUGUCUCCACUACAUUAAUUUUAGAAGGAUUGUUCUUUAGUUGGAUUUUUAAUAUCAAAAAUGAUCAUUACAAUUAUAUAAAUAAAUAUGGUUGUAAUAUAGGAUUCCCAUUAUAUAUAUUCAUAAUUAUAUUAAAAUAUAUAAUUUCUAUUGGAAUUGUAGAAGAAGGAUGCAAAUUACUGGGACUUUUAACUAUUAAACCAUAUAUUCAAGAUAUUAAUUAUAGAGAAUCUUUUACCAGCCAUUAUGUUAAGUCAAAUAUUGGAUAUGUUUUAGGAGGAAUAUCUACCUCACUUGGAUUUGCAAUUAUUGAAAAUAUUGCUUAUCUUUCAAAUUCUAUGGAAAAUAUUAUCAUUAUGUUUCUAGUUGGAAUUGCUAGAGCAAUUAUUUCAAUCCCUUUCCACAUUUUUGCAUCAGGUUAUACCAGCAUACAACUUAGUAAGCAAACUUUUAGAGAAAAUCAUCACCAUUUAAAUGAUGACCAUAUAUCAUUUAAAAAAGUGAUUACUAAACUUUUAACUCUACUUCCAGCAGGAGUAUUACAUGGAAUAUAUGAUUCCAGUCUGAUAAUUAUAGUAAUAAUUAGCCAAGAUCACAGUGAUGACCUGGGAUCUGAAUUUAAUCCUAUAGGUGAAAUAAAGACAUGUCCAAAAUUAUUUACUAAAAUAUAUAAACUGGCAACAUUAAAUCCAUUUUCAUUCAAGAUCAGAAAUUUAAUUGGAAGCAUUCAUAGACAAACCCUAGUCCAGAACCCAUUAAUAAAGUGUUUUAGUCCACUUUCUUAUAACCUAAUUACUCUCGGGUUCUUCCUAAUCUCGGUAUUUUCAUAUUUUGCAUGCUUAUUCCUUUUUCUUCAUAACUGGAUACAUCUUGAAAGGCGAACUUCCAGUAGAAGAAUAAUGGCUGAAGCUGGAAAUAGAAUUAGAACUGGAGCUGGUGAAGUUGAACUUGUAGGAGAGUAUGGCCAGGUAUAA
This is a messenger RNA of Cryptosporidium ubiquitum, 1302 nucleotides long. RefSeq lists its product as uncharacterized. Gene Ontology annotation, molecular function: peptidase activity. Bases 1 to 1302 code for a protein of 433 amino acids. NCBI's taxonomy places the organism in Eukaryota, Apicomplexa, Conoidasida, Eucoccidiorida, Cryptosporidiidae. The record is from RefSeq and is a predicted model, not a curated record. The transcript has a single exon.